This is a messenger RNA of Setaria italica (foxtail millet), 3193 nucleotides long. Its product is annotated as adenosine deaminase-like protein. The coding region runs from base 1802 to 2944 and encodes 380 amino acids. Lineage: Eukaryota; Viridiplantae; Streptophyta; Magnoliopsida; Poales; Poaceae. Gene Ontology annotation, molecular function: adenosine deaminase activity. Gene Ontology annotation, biological process: adenosine catabolic process; inosine biosynthetic process. The record is from RefSeq and is a predicted model, not a curated record. The transcript is spliced from 11 exons.
CGGUCCCUAAACUUGUGCGCGUGUGUCAUCUAAGUUCCCAAACUUCUAAAACGCAAAUUGAACUUUUCAAACUUGCUAAUUGUCCCAUACAGGUCCAAAUCUCUAGAACUUCCAUUAAUAUGCCUACAUGGCACACUACGCGGUGAUGUGGACAUGUAGAUCCGCACGUAAGCUCUACCAUGCUUCUCUGUCCACUCUCUCUAUCUCCUUGUCCACCAGUCCACCGGCGGUCCUCUCCCCGACGAUACAGAAGACCAGCACGAGCUGGACCUCGAUCCGCGCAGCUGACCCCUCUCUCCUUUUCCGUCGCCGAGAUCUGCAUCUCUGGCAGGAGGCACUCGAGCCCCUCGGCGGCGGCAGAUGGCAGCGCUCGACCUCGAGCCCAAGCCACCACCGCUUGCUGGCCACGCUGCUCUACCUCUCAGGCGCGCAGCCGUUGGCCUCCGUUCCGCCAGCCACCACUGCCCCUCGGCCCUUCUGAGGAGGCGGAGGAGAAAAGGGGAGGAGGAUGUGAGGGGGCUAGCACGCGCAGAGGCAAGAAAGCAGAAAGGCGGGAGGUUGCGGCGGGUUAGGCUGCUCUGGUCCCAGCGUCGACAGGGGACACGGAGGUACCACGAGGUCCUUGGCGGUCGGCGGCGGCGCUCCACCUCAGAACCUUGAUGGCAACGCUCGAGCUCGUGCAAUCCGCCUCCUCACUGGCACCAACAGCGGAGCUUGCAAGGAUGGCAGCCGCACAAUGCUCACCCAAGCCCUUUUCCCACCGCUGACCAUUUUGAUUUGCCGCUGCCGCAUUGAGCUUGUUCGUGCUGACUCCGAUUCACGGUCCUGCUCAUUGAAAUCGCGCCGCUCCCCAGCUAUGUCAUCACGCGCACUCCGCCAUGGGCUGCCGCCGUCCAGCGCCCUCCCCCAGCCAUGCCGUCGUGUCGCACGGCCGCGGGCCAUCCGCCGCCGCUAGUGCCCCUCCCAACCAUGUUGUUGAACUGCCAUCGGGCCAAAGGCUGAGCGCCUCCAUGGGCCGACGACCAGUGGUCCACAGUCGGGCCCUAGGAUGACAACCAGGGCCCUCCGCGGCACCGCGUGCAUCGUCUGUGGCCUCGUUCUCCUACACGUCGUCGGGAGCGGCCGGUUGACCUUGGCACAAGGCAGCCGUGCCGGUGGCGGGCGGCAUGAGGUGCAGGGGUGCUGCGGCAGGCGGCAAGGGCCAGCUCAGGGGGGGAGGGGGCAACGCGAGCAGCCGGACAGGCGCCGCAGAGAGAGAAAGAUAGAAAUGUGGGAGAAGAGGUGAGGAAGAGAGAAAGACAGAAAUGUGGGGAGGAGGUGAGGAAGAGAGAGCUGACAUGUGGACUCCACAUAAGCAGAUCCGCUGGCCGACGACAGGCGUUGCGGUGCACGCGGUGAUGAAGGGAAGAUGGCGUCGUGGCAGGUUGACGAGCGGGCCCCACGUGUGGAUCCACGUCAUCACGGAGUCAACAUGCCAUGUAGGCGUAUUAAUGGAAGUUCUAGAGAUUUGGACCUAUAUGGGACAAUUAGCAAGUUUGGAGGAUUUCAACGUGCGUUUUAGAAGUUUGGGAACCUAGAUGAUACACUCGCACAAGUUUAGAAUCCGCUCGGGUAUUUUACUCUAAAAAAAAUUAUUUGCAACCAUGGUGAAGCAACUGUCCCCGAAAUAACUGAAUCCCUCAGACUCUGAAGUCCGAAUUGAAGGCUGUUAUAUAUAAAGCCGCUUAUUGCUCCUCCUUGUUAACCGUCCCAUCCUCCAAGACUUCAGCAAACUGACAGGGCGAAGCAAGGAGCAGCCGCCAUGGACGCAGAGAUGGGGAGGAAGGUGGCGAAGGAGAAGGAGAUGAGGGAGUGGUGCGUCGCGCUUCCCAAGGUGGAGCUCCACGCCCACCUCAACGGCUCCGUCCGCAAUUCCACCCUCCUGGAACUUGCAAAACAGCUAGCUGACAAAGGAAUCAUUGUCUUCGAAGAUGUUAAAGAUGUGAUCAUGAAGAAUGGUAGAUCUCUCCCAGAGUGUUUCAAGCUUUUUGAUUUGUUCCAUAUACUUACAACGGAACAUGAUACAGUAACAAGGAUCGCUAAGGAGGUCGUGGAAGAUUUUGCUGCAGAGAAUGUUGUGUAUUUGGAAAUAAGAACUACCCCUAAGAACAAUGAAGCCAAAGGGAUGACCAAGCGGUCUUACAUGGAUGCUGUUAUUAAAGGUCUAAAAGCAGUUGAAGCUGUUGAUGUUGUUUUAUUUGAUUCUAACUCAAGAACAAAUGACACAUUAGCUUGCACACCUACAAUUGAGUUUGAUGGUGACACAAUGAAAAAGAGGAUAUAUGUCAGGCUCCUUCUUAGUAUUGAUCGCCGUGAGACAACUUCGGCUGCAUUGGAUACUGUUAAUUUAGCCCUGGAAUUGAAGGACCAAGGUGUCAUUGGCAUCGAUCUUUCUGGCAAUCCAGUCGUGGGGGAAUGGGAAACAUACUUGCCUGCCCUGCAACAUGCUAAAGAGCUAGGAAUCCCCAUUACAAUUCACUGUGGAGAGGUAGCAAACAGGAAGGAGAUCCAGGCAGUGCUGGAUUUCUGCCCUCAGAGGCUGGGUCAUGUAUGCUGUCUGAAUGAUGCAGAAUGGAAGAAGCUCAAGUCCCUGAUGAUUCCAGUUGAGAUAUGUUUAACAUCAAAUGUUAUGACAGGAGGUGCUCCUUCUCUAGAGCUUCAUCACUUUGCUGACCUCUAUAAUGCAAAGCACCCUCUAUCCUUAUGCACAGAUGACUGUGGCCUGUUUUCAACAAGCCUCUCAAAUGAGUAUUACCUCGUUGCAGCCACUUUUGGUCUCACCAAGCCUGAGCUGUUUCACCUAGCUCAGGAAGCAGUGCACUUUAUUUUUGCUGAUGAAAAUGUGAAGAAGUCUCUGAAGGAAGUGUUCAAGCAUGCCGAGAAGAGAUUUGACGAUGUUGUCUAAAAUUGGCGUGACAAACUAAUGUGUGUGCAUUGUAUGAUCACUAUGAACCCAUGCAAAACAUGUAUAGGCGUGUAAUUUCUUGUUUAUGUAUGGAUUGUGUAAUCUUUUCAAGAAAUAUAGUCAAAGAGGUAAUCAGCGUCAAGAUGUGGCACAAAAGCCUAUGGAGAAGGGGUUGUAAGGAGCUGGUAACAAACCUCGCGGUGUCCAUGAUCGGAAGCCCUCGCGGCCUCGCUGCUCGCUUUGCACCUG